AUGAGCACGACCGAAAACCACUCAGAUCCAACAGCUUCCAAAACCAGCCCAGCCCCAAGUACAGCGGGCUCAACGGGCACUUCAGGUAUUACUGUGCGCACGGGACCAAACGGACAUAUGAGUUUCAGAAGACAACGUGCGUCGCGUGCUUGUGAGGACUUUUGUUUGGCUAACAUGAUAUUUUCUUGCACUUGUGAAGACAUGCCAUGCUCGAAAAGUGAGUCUAUACCCCUUUUUCUCCGUGUUCGCUGCGAUGCCGCCAGUCUAGGGGUGCCAUGCACCAACUGCGUGGCCUUUUCGAUCGAGUGCAAGAUCCCUACACCGAAACGCAAGAAGAACCAAACCAAGUCGAAGGAAACAAGCGGAGGUGAGGAAGCCGAAUCGAAAUCGCCGCAGAGCAAACCCGAGCCACUACCAGUCGAAAGCGGGAAGGAUGCCUUUGGCUAUCAGAGGAAUCGGAUGGCUGUCGACGGUAUGCCGGUCACUAGCCUCACCGAAUCGCAGGCCGCUCAGCAGGCUUCCCAAAACUCCAUGUAUGCCCAGUUCAUGAAGCCUAAGUUUGCGCGCGCCCCGAUAAAGGAAGCGGGGAGGGUUGCAUAUCUUGGAGAGUCGUCAAACCUUUCGCUCCUCGUCCAGGAUCGCCAUGGGACCACCGAUGUCGUGCACUACCCUCUGCCCCCGAACAUGGGCGGCACGCCUGCUCGGUUGACGGAUCUGGAUAGCUUGGAGUUGGAUAUCCUGCAUCAACGUGGCGCUUUCCUGCUGCCUCCAAAGCCCCUGUGUGAUGAGCUGGUUGAAGCCUACUUCAAAUGGGUGGCUCCUGUAGUGCCCAUCGUCAAUCGCAGCCGCUUCAUGCGGCAGUAUCGUGAUCCAAAGAACCCGCCAUCUUUACUUCUUCUCCAAGCCAUACUCCUGGCUGGUUCGAGGGUCUGCACCAACCCGCAAUUGAUGGACGCCAACGGCUCAACCACGCCCGCUGCCAUGACGUUCUAUAAGAGGGCAAAGGCACUAUACGAUGCCAAUUAUGAGGAUGACCGCGUCACUAUUGUCCAAGCGCUGGUUCUUCUAGGCUGGUACUGGGAGGGACCGGAAGAUGUUACGAAGAAUGUCUUUUACUGGACCAGGGUGGCCAUGGUCGUGGCUCAGGGUUCGGGUAUGCAUCGAAGUGUGGAAUCGUCUCAACUUACCAAGCCGGAUAAGAGACUGUGGAAGCGGAUCUGGUGGACCCUAUUUACACGAGACCGAUCGGUGGCUGUCGCGCUCGGCCGGCCCAUCGGUAUCAAUACGGACGAUUCGGACGUUGGGAUGUUGACGGAAGACGACUUCAUUGAAGAUGAGAUCGACAUUGCGGCGGAGUAUCCGCCAGACCCGGUACACGUACAAUUCUUCCUUCAAUAUGUCAAACUCUGCGAAAUCAUGGGAUUGGUUCUCUCCCAGCAGUACUCCGUGGCCUCGAAAUCAAGACGGAUGAAUGCUAUGGAUCUCACCCACUCCGACAUGGCAUUGGCGGAUUGGCUCCAGAACUGUCCAAAGGAGGUGUGUUGGCAACGGCAACGGCAUCACUUCUGGGCUGCACUCCUUCAUGCCAACUACUACACAACACUCUGUCUCCUGCAUCGAGCCCAUAUGCCGCCUGCGUCUUCCGUUUCGAGCAAUUACCGCGUAGAGGAGAUGGCCUACCCUUCGCGAACCAUUGCGUUCCAGGCUGCCGGAAUGAUCACUUCAAUUGUUGAGAACCUCCAGAAUCAUACCGAGAUCAGAUAUGCGCCGGCCUUUAUUGUCUACAGCUUGUUCUCGGCCUUAAUUAUGCAUGUUUAUCAAAUGCGAUCUUCUGUUCCCUCAAUUGUGGCCACCUGCCAGGAACGGAUCAACAUAUGCAUGCAAGCCCUCAAGGAUGUGUCGAAGGUCUGGCUCGUGGCCAAAAUGGUGCACACGCUAUUUGAAUCCAUUCUCGGGAACAAGGUCUUAGAAGAACGCCUUCAGAAGGCCGCAGGCAAGAGACAUCAGCGGGUACGGCCCGAGGCAGCCCAGCAGCCGCCUGCGAAGAAGCCGGAACCCCCCAAGCGCAAGUUUGAUGAGAUGGAGUUUGGCCUACCGAAUGGAGGAGGCCCCACGCCACCGGUAUCUUACGAGCGAUCUCGUCCCCAAACGCCUGCAGUCACGCCCUCGAGAGAGAUGCAGCCUCCGGGUCUGAACCUGCCGCAAGGUUCCCCUCCAGCUCCCGGACAGCCGGGUGCCUCGCGCGGGAAUACGCGGCCGACGACUCCUUUCAACCAAUAUUCCUUGCCUGCCACGCCCCCGGACCUAUUUCUUGUUACGCGUACCUCGCCCAACCUGUCCCCGUCACUGUGGGAAAACUUCCAACCGGAUCAGUUGUUCCCUGACGGCACUACGUUCUUCCCAGAAUUGACGUCUCCCCAACCAAACACGGUCGACCCGCAACUGCAGAUGCAGUCUCAGCUACAAGCACAAGGCAUGGAUCAACGGGCGAUGAUGCCACAACAAGUACCAGGACGUGGUAGUAUAUCCGCCGCUCAGGGCAGUCCAGAAGUCAUGUCGACUCUAACACCUGCAAUUGGCCUGCCCGGCCAGCACUCACAGCAGGUGUUUGGUAUCGAAAGUCAGCAGGGUUGGCCAAUGCAGAAUAUGGACGCGACGCUGGGCGGAGCGCCUAUGGACGCUGCGAGCCAGGAUGACAAUUGGAGCAGUAGUUCAAGGAGCGGUCCGACAGCUCCCACCACACUUAAUGUGGAGGACUGGUUCCAAUUCUUCGGCAUUAACGGUAGUUUCGGCGAUUUGGCGACCGAGUCUUAUAUCCAGGUCUCCCCGGUUGUUGGAGAUGUGGAUGAGGGUCAUUCUUGA
Aspergillus niger is the source of this 2862-nucleotide messenger RNA. RefSeq lists its product as uncharacterized. The transcript is spliced from 11 exons. NCBI's taxonomy places the organism in Eukaryota, Fungi, Ascomycota, Eurotiomycetes, Eurotiales, Aspergillaceae. Gene Ontology annotation, molecular function: DNA binding; zinc ion binding. The record is from RefSeq and is a predicted model, not a curated record. The coding region runs from base 1 to 2862 and encodes 953 amino acids. Gene Ontology annotation, biological process: DNA-templated transcription.